Podarcis lilfordi (Lilford's wall lizard) is the source of this 17540-nucleotide messenger RNA. The record is from the annotation of a GenBank genome assembly. NCBI's taxonomy places the organism in Eukaryota, Metazoa, Chordata, Lepidosauria, Squamata, Lacertidae.
UUUCCCCCUUUGCCCUUACCUACAAUGGCCGCUCCGAAGCUCUGAAGUAAAGGGGAGCAUGCGCGGGUUUGACGUCUGUGGGUUGCCGCAGCCCCGCAAGGAAGAUGGCGGCGCUCAGGGCUUUGUGGAGAUUGCGGGCACCUUCAGGGUCAUGGAGACAGGGGAUUGCGCUGGGGGCGGCGCCCAGCAGGUAAUACCCCCCACCCUUUUCACACCACCCUGGAAAUAGCUUUUCCCUCUUUUCGUUUUAAUGACUGAGGGUCUACCGUUACGGCUACGCGGCUCCCUUCCCACCCCGGUGAAUUUCUAGAGAAAUGUCAAGGUCCUAGUCCUCAUGGAAGCCGUGCUAUGACGUGAGACCUCUGCCCUCCAAUCGCCUUUGCAGAAGGACGCUUGUGAGGAAAGGCGCCCUCUGCAUAUGCCCAGAGGCAGCGUCUCUGCCCAUCGCACCGUGCGUUUCUGUUCAGAGGCCAAAGACUGAAAGAGGUUUGGGGGAGAGAAGAGAUGAACCUCAAUUCAAAUGACGUUCUGCGUUGCAUGUAGGGCAACCCCUUUUGUCGCUGGGGGUGGGAGUGGGGAACCAUAUGUUGGACCAUAGUUCUUAACAUAAAUGCACACACACCCGUCCUGCAUAGCUGUCAACGUUUCCCUUUUUUAAAGGGAAAUUCCCUUAUUCCGAAUAGGAUUCCUCACAAGAAAAGGGAAAAGUUGACAGCUAUGCAGGCUGAUGAGAGUUGGAGUCCAGCAGCAUCAGUCCCCAGGCCUGGAUUCAUUUUCUAUAUGCUCUUGCAUGGUAAGGUAAAUGUAUAAAGGUAAAGGACCCCUGGAUGGUUAAGUCUAGCCAAAGGUGACUAUGGGGUUGCAGUGCUCAUCUUGCUUUCAGGCCGAGGGAGCCGAUGUUUGUGCCAGCCUGACUAAAUCGCUUCUGGUGCAACGGAACACUGUGAUGGAAACCAGAGUGCACGGAAACGCUGUUUACCUUCCCGCCACGACGGUACCCAACGCUGUUUACCUUCCCACUUCUACCCAUCCGCUCAGCUCCUUGGAGGGAUAAAGGGGGGCCAAUUCUCUCCCCAUUUCCCAACUUCCUCUCUAAGAUUAAAUUCCAAAACAAAAAGUCCUUUCCCACCAAAGGAAGGUAAUAUUUUGGCUUUAUCAGUACUUUGUCAAGGCCAAUUCACUAUGCUCAGUAAAGAAAACCAGUACUUCCAGCCUCUUCCCUCCCGCCCUUCCACUUUACUCACAAAAGCAGUUUUUAACAGUUAUAUAUUCCCAUAUUUACACCCAUUCACAUCAAAAUGAUUUUUGAGUACCAAUAUAAGUAAAACUAUAAUAUUAAUGUUAUUUUAAAGUCUGAUUUAGCCUAAUAUUAAGAAUGAAUAUUAUAGUUCUCUUUUUUUAUCCUGAUUUUUAACAAGCUAACAUCUUUUAAUAAAAUAAGUCCACAAUUAUAAUUCCAUUAGGUUAGAUGUCUUCAACACUCUGAAAGAUCAAAAAUUUCUUUUCCAAAAGUACCGUAGAUUCAGUCAGUCCAAUCUUUCUUCCAGAGAGGAAAUUUGUAGUAUUCUUCCAUUAAAUAACAUUGCAAUCCUUCUCCGCUUUGUCCUCCAUUUUAAGUCAAGUUCAAUCACAGCAUAGGAGAGAUUCAAGUUCAAAUUGAGUUCAAGUCAAGUUCGAUGUUUUAAAAAAUAUUGAGAUUAGUAUAAACGAAAGCUAUGUGUAAUCUUUUAAUCCUUAUUGUUCAUUAGUUAACUUAUCUCCCAAGGUAAACUUCAUCAACACUUCACUUGUAUGUAUUUCAUGCUCAUAGCACCAGGAACGGGAGCAAACUUCCUUUUAACACUCCCGUUCUCCCUCUACCCCACCGAAUCAAUCAAAUUAAACAGUCCUCACCUUUGCAGUCAGCUUUAAUAUACUGGAAUGGUAACCACUUGUGGCUGGAUCAGAGGCUUUGCUUCACGGAGCUGCAAUGGUUCCUAGUUCACCGGCGCUUUCACUCGGCUUCACCCCCACCCUCUGCACCUCUCGGGAUGGAGAACAGAAACCUGCAAUGCCGAGGCGCCGUCUGUGAACAGCAGGACCCCGAGACACCCCAAUGCUCCUCUUGGGCUUGGGGGGGGGGGGGAAGCGCAUCACCCUUUUGCUCUUCCCCGGAGGCUCCAUGAGGCCGAAUCUGACAGAGCUGUCAGAUCCGCCGUCCAUCCGCCAUGUUGCGGGAACCCAGAAGUGAUGGUUUUUCAUUCUUUUGCAUAGUGCAGGCUUCCUCAACCUUGGCCCUUAAGAUGUUUUGAGACUACAAUUCCCAUCAUCCCUGACCACUGGUCCUGCUAGCUAGGGAUCAUGGGAGUUGUAGGCCAAAAACAUCUGGAAGGCCAAGGUUGAGGAAGCCUGGCAUAGUGUAUGUGUGCUUUGUGGGUAGGUUCGUUAUUUGUUUGUCUUUGUUGGCAGUGCGAGAGGUUGGAAUCUAUGUUUUAAAUUUUGUGUAUAGUGCGCUUUUAUUUUCGCCCCUGUAAGCUGCUUUGAGAUGUGGUAUAAAUUCCUUAAAUACAAAAAUAAACUUGUGUUGAGCUGCCAGUAAAAUAAAUAAAUAAAAAUACAGUGGUACCUCGGGUUACAGACGCUUCAGGUUACAGACUCCGCUAACCCAGAAAUAGUACCUCAGGUUGAGAACAGAAUGAGAACAGAAAUUGUGCUCCUGCAGCAUGGCAGCCGCUGGAGACCCCAUUUAGCUAAAGUGGUAUCUCAGGUUAAGAACAGUUUUAGGUUAAGAACAGACCUCCAGAACGAAUUAAGUUCUUAACCUGAGGUACCACUGUACAGUGUUGGGCUGGUCUUACGGACAACUGACUCAAAGCCAGGAAAACAAAUCUGGAGCCAGAUCUGGUGCAUGUCUCCCAAGGUCAGCAUCUAUCCUAGUGCCAAGGCUUGCCCUAAAACACAAGCUAGUCAGCAUCCUAUUUUCAGGUUCAUACUGAGUGUUGCUGCCUGAGCAGAUCUUAACAUUUCUUCUUCCCUUCCUUAGAGGAAAGCAGUGGCAGCCUGAUGUGGAGUAUGUCCAGCAGUAUGGAGGCGCUGUCAUGUAUCCCACAAAAGAGAUGGAAAAAUGGGUCCCUCCUCCCUGGAACGGUGAGUUUCCUCCAUAAAACUGAAUGGAGUCUCCAUCUCAUGUGGAGUUUCUCAGUGGGAAGAAAUAUAAUAUUGUUCUGCUGUAUUUAUUGAUGUAGCAGUGUUUCUCAUACUUGGGUCCCCAGCUGUUUUUGGACUACAGCUCCCAUAAUCUCUGACCACUGGUUCUGCUUGCUAGGGAUGAAGGGAGUUGUAGUCCAAAAACUAGCUUAAGUCAAUUAAUUUCAUGGGGUCUGCUUUUGAGUAGGUUGGCUUCCAUGUUGGAUCAAUUACAGAACAUCCACACAUAAUCAAAAUAAAACAAUCUCAUUAAAAAACAAACACAGUGUGUGAAGAAACUAGCUUUAGAAAGGUAAAAUCCUCAUUUGUUGCUAUGCCCACUUUUGCCUCUGGCCUUGCUCACUACUGGGCAAUUAUGGGUAGCAUAAUUUUAUUAUUAUUACAUUAUUAUUAUUAUUAUUAUUAUUAUUAUUAUUACUAGGUGGCGCCUGGAAGGUUCCCCCUUCUUUGCCCUUACCUUUGUACAGUAAGCUACCUUCAGCCACACAAAACCCCGAGGUUUCUACACCCACCCACCCUUCUCUGUCUCCUGGUCAGCAAGGGGCAUCAUCACAGUUCAAUGACACAUUCUAGCCAGAAAAAAAUGCUUGCAAAAGAGACACAGCAGGGCUGGUAAGCAGUGUGGCUUGGGAGGGUGUGUGGCCUGCAGAGAGCCCCGAGGCCCUCAAGCCUGAGUUUCCCCAUCCCUGGGUAAAAGUAAUAUCCUUUGCUCCUCCCACUUUUGCUUCUUGCCCCACCCACAGAUGUGUUUCCCCAGUUGCUGGCCUACGAGUAAGUGCAGCCGUUAGCUUGAGGAAGGUCUCCCUUCUCCUGCCUUACCAGCAAGAUGUCUCACAUGUGCUCUUCUGACCCCAACAGACAAGGACCCGCCCUUUGAGAAAAAUGUCUCCAAUCUGACCGUCAACUUUGGGCCUCAGCACCCUGCGGCUCAUGGGGUCUUGCGUUUGGUCAUGGAGCUGAGCGGGGAGUCUGUGAAGAAAUGUGACCCCCACAUCGGCUUGCUUCACCGGGGCACCGAGAAGCUGAUAGAGUACAAGACCUAUCUCCAGGUAAUCGUGGCAGGAGCUGCUCUUGCACUCUGGUCCCGCUUGCAGGCUUCCCAUCACGGGCCUCCAGUUGGCCACUGUGAGAACAGGACAUUGGGCGAGAGGGACCACUGGCCUGAUCCAGUCAAACUCUUAAUAUGUUCUGAAGAUCCUGGAGCAAGUCUCUAGCUGCUUUCAAACUAUCCUUUUCUGGCCCAGGCUCUGCCCUACUUUGACCGGCUUGACUACGUCUCUAUGAUGUGCAACGAGCAAGCCUACUCCUUGGCAGUGGAGAAGCUGCUCAACAUCCGUCCGCCCUUGAGGGCUCAGUGGAUCCGAGGUGAGUAAGCAAAGCAGGCAGCUUACGAGGGUGUGUCUCGCAGCUAGCAAAUGAAGCAGUGCAACUGAACUGCAGCCCAUGUUUCCUCCUUGGUUUGUGUACCUUUAAACAAGCUAACAUCAGGGAAGGGGAACCUGUGUCCCUCCAGAUGUUGUUGGACUCCGGCUCCCAUCAUCCCUGCCUGCCUGUUGGUUGUGUUGGCUGGGUGUCAGGGCAGGUGUUGGGGUCAGGUCAGCAAUAACUCAUGUGUCAGUGAAGUUAACUCUUUAUUCAAAGAAACAAGCACAGCUCAGGCCAGUGAGCACAACAACUCUUCACAGCAGAACUAGUCCCAAUGAGGCAGUUGCGAGGGCAGAUGCUCCCCACCUUCCCACCUCUCCUUAAGUGUCCCCCCCCCCAAGUUCUGAGGCUCCUUCAUCUUCUGUCUCUUUCCUCCACCCUCUUCAUGUCUUGGCAAAGUUCUGUGAGAGCGGGAUGGGGAGUGGGGAGCUGCCCUUUGCCCUGGCUUCUUCAGCAGCCUGCCUGAUCUCUGCCUCUUGGCCCCCCUCCUCCGCUUCUGCCUCUGAUUCUGGACUGCUCUCUGACAUAGACUCUUCUUGCUCCCUAAACCCUGUCACCUCUUCAGCUUCCAACACCUCCUGCUCCCAGUCCUCCCUUCUUCUCUUUCUGAUCAAUAUCAUCAUCCCACCACCAGGGAUCUCCUGGCUCUGGGUCUUCUUCCCUUGGGGGGGUUCCCCAGCUAGUGCCUCCCACCUCUCCUCUGCAUCCAGCCAGCCCAUCACAUUGGGGAGGAUGUGAGUGGGUCACGGGUACCUCACCCCUUCACUGUGUCCUAGGCCUCAGUCCUAAAGACACUAACUAAGGAGUGAACCCCUUUGAGUUCCAUGGGGCUGAGUAAACAUGCUUAGGAUCGUAGCAUUUAAUAUGUGCCCUAUCUCUCCUCCCCAUCCAUUUCCUUACAUGCCCCCGGUUCUGCGUUCACAGUAGCUAACCUGAGUCUCUGCCUCCUUUCCAGUUCUCUUUGGCGAAAUCACACGUCUCCUGAACCACAUCAUGGCCAUCACAACCCACGCCCUGGACAUUGGGGCCAUGACUCCUUUCUUCUGGAUGUUUGAGGAGAGGGAAAAGGCAAGUACUCUUGGAUCCAGCGCUGUCAUCGGAGACGCAAGUGGCCUUGGUGGCAUGGAGUGCCAUCUGCCAGCUUCAACACCGGCUGCCCAUUUGUUCCCAGACAAGUUUCAGAGUUCUAGUUUUGAACUUUUAAAUCCUCAUGUAUCAAAACUGCCUAGGUGAUCAUUAGGCAAGCCCUCUACCCUGCCAUCUCCAGUAGAGGGAUAAGACUACUGGCAUACCUCCCUAGAUGGUUGUUAGGGUGACAUAUAAGAAGGGACUUCCUGACUCUGCUCAAGGUAUUCUCUGAUUCCACACACAUCCCUCAAAAACGGUGCCAGGUUCAUUGUCCUGAGCAUAUUAACCUCUGUUUUUAAAAAGUAAUUGACAAGGUUUCUAGUCCUGAUUAUUGUGGAAGCCUGCAUUAGAACUCUGUGCACAAAGUCAGAACCCAAAAAAAGUUCUUGGGGGUGGUGGGACGAGGCAUAAAUGCCCUACUGCACCUUGCAUCUCCUGCUAGUUUCUAAAUGAUGCAAAAGAAGCAAGCCCGGGCAGAUUCCAUAAAACCCACAACUCUUUCUGGUCCCUGUGGCACAGCGUACACGGAGAGUUAGAAUCCUAGAAUCGUUGAGUUGGAAGGGACCACGAGGGUCAUCUAGUCCAACCCCCUGCAAUGCAAGAAUCUUUUGCCCAACCUGGGGCUCAAACCCACAACCUUGAGGUUAAGAGUCUCCUGCUCUACUUACUGAGCCAUGCACAGGGCUCUUGCUCAGCGGUGUAGGAACGUUAUUCUCUCUUAUCCCAGUGCUGCCUGCCGUGAUGUGUGGCAGCAUCCUGACACCUCAAGCACGAAGUUCGUAGCUGUGCGAACUUGGGAUGUUGGGGAUGAAACCAAGAAACCUACAGCCUUUGACAGUCUGGUGCCUUCUAGGUAUUUGGGACUGCACCUCCUAUCAGCCCCAGCCAGGCCUAGUCAAAAACACUGAGCGUUGCAUAGCAUCAUAGAAUUGUAGAGUCCUUGGAAGACACGCCAAGGGUCAUCUAGUCCAACCCUGCUCUUGUCAGCCCCAGCCAGCCUUAGCCCAAAAGAAGGCAUCAGGUGGGGAAGCCACUGGCUCAUGGCAGAAUGGGAGAGGCGAGUUGGGAGCUGUCCACAGGAUUGCACCUGUAAAAUGUUCCCCUUCCCUCCCUCUUUGUCUGCCUUCCAGAUGUUUGAAUUCUACGAGCGGGUGUCUGGAGCCCGGAUGCACGCUGCUUACGUCCGACCAGGAGGGGUACACCAGGUGAGAAGGCUGCUUUGUGACCAGACAGGUGGACAGCCAGGUUGGAUUGGGCAGGUCUGAAGACUUGUUUUUCACAGAGACGGGAAGACCACUAGUUCUCCAGGACCUCUCUCUCUCUCCAUGGGUUGUAUCCACUGUCGGUUCUAGUCUUAGUUGAACACAAUCCCAAAAUGUCUUUUCAGCAUCUGCUCCUCUCUUCUUCUCCAUCCCUGUCACUCAGGACAUGCCUCUCGGGCUGAUGGAUGACAUCUAUGAGUUUGUGAAGAAUUUCUCCAUCCGGAUAGACGAGGUGGAAGAGGUGAGGCGUUGUUGACAAACGGGGGGUGGGGGCAGCCCUUACCAUGAGGUUUCUCGGUGACCACCCAAGCUACUGUGGCAGGCUCCUGCUGUUUGGGUUUUUUAAAAUCCCUCUUGAGGGUGCCAGUCAAACAAAUGUGCUUUCUUUCAGCCAUCCUAUGCUCCUCCCCUAGUUUCCCCUCCAACAGGCAGGCAGUAUUUCAUGCCUACUGAGCACAUUAAGUUUUCAUGGGAGUUGGGGGGGCACUCCUUGAGAUUGUUUGUUUUCCCCCCAAAGAUCUUUUGUACUUGUAAAAGAUGUAUCUUUUCACUCAGAUUCUCCCUGAGCCAAAAGAUCAGACCCCGUUUUCAUCUGUAUGAAUUCCUGCUUUUGUUUCAAGGGUAUUAAUGUUGUAUUUUUGUUUCAACAGUGCUGUUUUUAUGUUGUACACCACCUAGAGGUUUCCUUUUUAUAGAAGUGGCUUUAACUGCUUGAAAUAAAAUAAAUACUUCUGCAAACCAGAGUUAAAAUUAACAACAGUUUCAGGCUCUAGCACCCGUGCUAAAGAAGGAGCAGGGGAAGAAGAGUCCUAGGCUUGUGCUGGUCACAGUAAACCAUAGUUUAUUGCGUUUAAGCUAUGGCUUAUCAUGCUUAAACUAUGGUUUGUUGUGACAUCCACACUCUCUGUUCUUCUCCAUGGUUUCUUCCUUUUAAACCAAGGUUGGGGAGCCUGUGACCCUCUAGAUCUUGUUGGGGUCCAGCUGCCUGUAAUCAGGAUAGCCCAAUGGUUGGGGAUGAUGGGAGGUAUAGUUCAAUAGCACCAACCCUAUCCUAAGAGAAAUAUAAAACAGAACCUGAUAAUUGUGCCAUGAGCACAACUGCCUAGUUGGAAAUCAGUGAUCUGAAGGGGGAAGAGCUGGUUGGGGUUCCCCACUCCUCCAAUAUUCCACGGCUCAGUUAGUCGUAUCUUUUCUUUCCCUCCAUCCCUCCAGAUGCUGACAAACAACCGAAUCUGGAAAAACCGGACAGUUGAUAUUGGAGUGGUGACGUCGGAGGAAGCUCUCAAUUAUGGUUUUAGGUAACGGAGCAGUGAAAUCACGUGGUGAAGCUGGUGUCCACCAGGAUUAGGGCGUCCUGCACUGUGUGGGUGCUCACUUUAACCUUGGGCACAAAAGCUGCGUUUUCCCUCCUGCAUCUCUCCUCUUCCUCUUUCCCCGUCAGCGGAGUGAUGCUUCGUGGCUCAGGGAUCCAGUGGGACCUUCGCAAAACCCAGCCGUACGACGUCUACGACCAGGUGGAGUUCGAUGUCCCGAUUGGGUCACGAGGCGACUGCUACGACAGGUGUGGUUCCGCUUUCUGGAGGGGGGUUUACCUGCACUUGGUGGUCUGCACGCCCCCAAGAGCUUGUCCAGCAACUUCUCAGUAAUAGUAUGCAAUGCCUCAAAAAGCACAAUGUCUCUCUCGUCAUAAGAGCAGUCAAAAUGGUUCAUCCAAUGUCUUCCUCUGCUGCGAUGGGUCGUGGAUUCCUUCCAAAGUCUCCCACUUUUGAAAUAUUAUCUCACCUGCCUACAGAUUUUGACUUGACUUUCUAGCCAAGUCCAUUAUGAGCUGUCACUGCCGACCCCUCCUUCCCCCAAUUCUUGUGGCAAUUGCAGAGAGCUUGGAUUGAAAAGAGCCAUGCUUGUGUUGGCUUGGUUCGAUGCAGGAUCCCUGGGAGAAGGAGGCCCUGCCGGUCAAACAUUUCAGGACCAUGGAGAACUCCACAUGAGCAACUUGGCUCCUUGGAAGGUUGGGAGAAGAAUAAGCCUUUUUAAGCUCCUGCUCUCAGGCUCCACCUCUCUGUGAUGAGCUCUAGAUUCUUAAAGGGCCCACCCUCUGGCCUGAAGGGGGGCAGUCUGUUCCUUAGCUCCCUUCCUGGUGUGCUCUGUUAAUGGGACCUUCCUGGGAUUUCUCUCUGUCUGGUUCUUCACUAUCUAGCUCCCUGGCUUGUUGUUAAUUUUAAUAUUAGUGUUGGGUGGUACCCAGCCAAGUUCUGUAUAGUAUUUGAUUAUAUCCAAUGUUAGUCUAGUCAAAACAGACCCAUUGAAAUUAAACAGCAUGCAUAACUUAGGCUCAGUGGGUCUGCUCUGAGUAGAAUUUAGUUGGCCAAAACCGAUUAGCCUAAGUUAUUCAUGUUGAUUUAUUUAAGCAGGUCUGUUCUAAGUAGGACUAACAUUGGGUACAAACCGAUAAAUUUAUAUCCCACCUUUCGUUCAAGGGGCUCAAAGUGGCAUGUGUGGUUCUCCCCUUUUCCAUUUCAAGGUUUUUCCCCGGCCCCCCACUUCAUUCUCACAAAACAGCCCUGCGAGGUAACUUAGACUGAGAGACAGGCACUGGCCUAGUGAAUUUGAUGGCCAGGUUUGAACCCUGGUCUCCCAGCUGCUAGUCCAACACUCUAACCACUAUGCCACACUAGUUGCUCAAGACUAGUUCGGUCUACACCGUUGUGUUUUUUUACUAGAACGCCCAACGUUUUAUUUAUUGCAUUUGUAUCUCACCUUGCUGCCAAGGAACUGAAUGUGGUAUUUGCCCUUCUCCUCCAAUUCUGUUUCAUCUUCACAACAACCCUGUGAGGUAGGAGGGGCUGAGAGACCAUGACCACUGCCCCACCCACCCACCCCUGGCGAGCUUCAUGACUGAGUUAGGGGUUUGAAUUCUCACCUUUAACCAUUACCCCACACUCCCUCACAGGUACCUGUGCCGAGUGGAGGAGAUGCGCCAAUCCCUCCGUAUCAUCUUGCAGGCCCUCAACAAGAUGCCCGAGGGGGAGAUCAAAGUGGACGAUGCCAAAAUCUCCCCUCCAAAGCGGGCAGAGAUGAAGGUAACAAAACCAUCCCUGAGCUGAGGUGGCACCUCCUAGUGGUGAAACGGGGAAGCUCUCCUUUGUCUGGGUUUUACAGUACAGUGGUACCUCAGGUUAUACGCUUCAGGUUACAAACUCCGCUAACCCAGAAAUAGUACCUCAGGUUAAGAACUUUGCUUCUGGAUGAGAACAGAAACCGUGCUCCGGCGGUGCGGCGGCAGCAGGAGGCCCCGUUAGCGAAAGUGGUGCUUCAGGUUAAGAACAGUUUCAGGUUAAGAACAGACCUCCGGAACGAAUUAAGUACUUAACCCGAGGUACCACUGUAUCUGAAGAAGUGUGCAUGCACAUGAAAACUCAUACCAGUAACAAACUUAGUUGCUCUCUAAGGUGCUACUGGAAGGAAUUUUUUUAUUGGGUUUUACAGUGUGCGUGUAUCUUUUAUUCCCCCUCGCCAGACUUCCAUGGAGGCCCUGAUCCACCACUUCAAGCUGUACACAGAGGGAUACCAAGUGCCCCCUGGAGCUACGUACACAGCUAUAGAGGCACCCAAGGUACCGUCCUGUGCUCUGAGCAGUUGGAGGGAACAGCGGACCGGCAACAAAAUGGAGAGCUCCCAUUCUGGGCUCCAGCCAGACACGCCCUUUCCCUGGAUAUUCCGCCACUCUGAUCUCCCUCUUUCCCAUUGCUUCUUCCUGCACCAAACCGAUAUUCAGCAUUCUGUAGCUACUGAGCAUGCUCAGUCCACGCUGGGCUGUGGUUGGGUUUCCUUGGUGCAUUUUAAAGAUAUUGGUGCAUUUUUAAGAUAUUCCCCCACCACCACCAAAAAAAGAUUUGUCCCCUUACUUCUGGAAGCCCCAGGAUGCUUGCAAGUAUGCUGAUUCCACUUUCUUCAUCGUAGGCCCCAUUUUUACUUCAAUCUGGUCAGUGCCUGAGUUUGCUGUCAGUAGGGUCGCCAGCCAAAUCUUGCCCUCUGGUAUACCUCCUUCUUACCAUGAGAGCAUCUGUGGAGCUUAAUUCUCAGCCUAGACUCACAGUUCCCAGGGUUCCCUGGGAAGAGAGAAUGAUUGUUAAACUACUCUGAUAACUGUAGCUCUUUUAGGGGUGUCCUAACAACCCUCAGAAGGGAAGCAGGUGGUGCUGUGGGUUAAACCACAGAGUCUAGGACUUGCCGAUCAGAAGGUCAGCGGUUCGAAUCCCCACAACGCGGUGAGCUCUCGUUGCUCAGUCCCUGCUCCUGCCAACCUAGCAGUUUAAAAGCACGUCAAAGUGCAAGUAGAUAAAUCGGUACCGCUCCGGCGGGAAGGUAAACAGCGUUUCCGUGCACUGCUCUGGUUCGCCAGAAGCGGCUUUGUCAUGCUGGCCACAUGACCCGGAAGCUGUACGCCGGCUCCCUCGGCCAGUAAAGCGAGAUGAGCGCCGCAACCCCAGAGUCGGCCACAACUGGACCUAAUGGUCAGGGGCCCCUUUACCUUUAACAACCCUCAGCAGCCUCAACAAAGUGUAGCUCCCAGGACUCUUUGCAAGAAAACCGUGACUCUUUAAAGCAGUACAAUACAGCUUUAAAUGCAUAGUGUGGACGUGUCCUUUUUUAUGUUGCCUGCCUCUUCUCAUUGGAGUCCCAGAAUCCUUUGCAACUCUCUCAUUGGGGAAGUUCUAAAGCCACCUCUGCUUCAAGCUCUCUCCCCGCCCUCUCACACCCCAUGUACCAUGGUAACCCGGCUUCCCAAUUUGGGUCAUCUAAAUCUCCUCUCCUCUGCUCCUCUUCAUUCUCAUCCUGCAGGGGGAGUUUGGUGUGUACCUGGUCUCUGAUGGAAGCAGCCGGCCCUACCGCUGCAAGAUAAAGGCUCCAGGAUUCGCCCACCUGGUAAGAGGGACAAGGGAGGAAAGGGGAAAUGGCCGGUGCCCAUUGGGACUGGCGGGGUGGGAGGCAGGUAGGUGGCGCCAGAGCCAACCAAGGGCAGACCCAACUAUCCCUAUGUUCUACAAGGGCAACUCUGAGAUUGAGAAGGAGGAGGAAGCUGAUAGGCUGGGCCACCCUCUGGGCUGAAUGUAAGAAAGAAGGCAGGCAGAGGGGCUGGGGGGGGGCUGGCUGAGGGUCGAGUGAGGCUAGGGCAGUGUACCCUUUGUCUGUCCCAAAUGAGGCACCUGUAGAAAACCCAACAAAGGAAGCUGCAAUGCGUUCUAUGUGGGGCUACCUUUGAAGGUGACCCGGAAACUACAACCAAUCCAGAAUGCGGCAGCUAGACUUUUGACUGGGGGCAGCCGCCGAGACCAUAUAACACCGGUCUUGAAAGACCAACACUGCCUCCCAGUACGUUUCCGAACACAAUUCAAAGUAUUGGUGCUGACCUUAAAGCCCUAAACGGCCUCGGUCCAGUAUACCUGAAGGAGCGUCUCCACCCCCAUCGUUCUGCCCGGACACUGAGGUCCAGCACCGAGGGCCUUCUGGCGGUUCCCUCACUGCGAGAAGCCAAGUUACAGGGAACCAGGCAGAGGGCCUUCUCGGUAGUGGCACCUGCCCUGUGGAACGCCCUCCCACCAGAUGUCAAAGAGAACAACAGUUACCAGACUUUUAGAAGACAUCUGAAGGCAGCCCUGUUUAGGGAAGCUUUUAAUGUUUAAUAGGUUAUUGUAUUUUAGUGUUCUGUUGGAAGCCGCCCAGAGUGGCCGGGGAAUCCCAGCCAGAUGGGCGGGGUAUAAAUAAUAAAUUAUUAUUAUAUUGUUAUUAUAUAAGCUUCUUGAUAUCAGUAAGCUAGGGUGGGGACGGUCAUGGCAAGCCCUGCCCCUCCUUCUUUGCCUUGGGAAAAGCAGAUGGCAAUACGUCAGAUUUGGUUAGGUGUCCUUGCCGCAUGUUUUAAUAGAACAGCACUGGAAAUAUUUGCUCAGGGGGCUGGCAGGGGGAAUUUCCCGGCUCUUCCUUGAACUAUUUCUGGUAGUCAUUCUUCCUUACAGGCUAGGAGAGUUCAGCAUUGCAAAAAGAGGGACUGUAUGCUUCUUCUCAUUUGUUUGACUGGCAUGUUGUUGUUUUUUGCUUGUGUGUGUGCUUGUGUGUGUGUGUAGGGGAUGUUUCCUUCCUCUAUUGUGUUCCUCUUCUCGUCACCUAGAGUUGGGAAAACUCUGUGUUUCGGUUGUGGUUUCGGGUGCACAUGCAGGGAGGGUAAUGUGAGUUCUGCAUGGUACAAAAAAAACUCAUUCAAAACUUGUCGUGUUUCCAGAAAAAUGCUGACCCCUCUGAAUCUUGUCUCCGAGUUAAGCAAAUUCCCGUGUUUCUUUUUACAUGAUUCCUUUUCAGUUGAACUUGCAAGAGAGGCAAAUUGAUCUCUCCAGAUCACUGGGCCUCUCAACCGCGGAAAACCUAAUUCACAGCACAAACUUACAUGUUACAUGUUUCUUCAGAAGUUGGUCCUGUUGAGUUCAGCGGGGCUAAGCCCUGAAAAGUAGGUGCAAGUGUGGAGUCUUAGAACGGUCCUGGAUUAAUAGAAUUGUAGAGUUGGAAAAGGGACCCUGAGGAUCAUCUAGUCCAACCCCCUACAGUGCAGGAAUAUGCAGCUGUCCCAUAUGGGAAUCAAACCUGCAACCUUGGCAUUUCAGCACCAUGCUCUAACAAACUGAGCUAUCCAGGCUGGCUUCAUAUGACUUCAGCAGGAAUUGUUUGCUUGGUGCAUUUGUGUUUUUUUUUAAAAAAUAAACCCUCAAGUUUCUAGACCUUGUGAAAUGCUUUUUAAAAUCAAGGCUGAGAUUCCUCAGCAAGUUAAAUUUGGUUUCCAGUUCUGCUUUUUCCCUCCUGUCACAUUUGUGGUGGGAGGCUGUUUAGGAGAACAUGUUGAGCCAGGUGUGGUGAACCUUUGGCUCUCCCAGAUGUUGCUGGACUACAAUCCCCAUCAUCCCUGACCACUGGCCGUGCUUGCUGAGGCUUAUGGGAAUGGUCAUUCAGCAACAUCUAGAGGAGGAGCAGUUCCCCACAUCUGGUGUAAGCCACCUGUGUGCUGUUUUUAUUCCACUUCCUGACACUUCUAAACCUUGAAUUAGGGAUGGGGAAGGCAUGAUCCUCCUUGCACACACCCCUCUCCAUCCAGGCAAGGAAAAGGAAUGAUCAGAGUUUAGGCAAAAGCACUGAAGGAAAGUACAAAGCAGGGCCCUUGGUGGGCUGGAGGUGCAGUGAGAGUCCUGAGGGCCAGAUAGAGACUUUGGGGGCCGCAUGUGGCCCCUGGCCCUGACAUUCCUCACCCCUGUACUGCAGGGAGGAUGGUCUGACCAGCUCUUUGCUUCUCCUGAUCUUUUUAUCUCUUUGCCCCAUCCAUCUAACAUUUAAUUCUAUUGAAAACAAGCAAACACCAAAUCCAUAGACAUUCUUAAAUGUUCGCCUCCCCUACCCAUUUCUGCAGGCUGGGCUGGAUAAGAUGUCGCAAGGUCACAUGCUUGCGGACGUGGUGGCCAUCAUCGGUAGGUCUGACUUCCAUUCUUUUCGUUUGACUUUUUGGCUGGCGGAGGGGGAGGGGAGGGGGAGGGGGAGGGCAGGCAGGUGGGAAGCAGGUAACUGUAGCUCUAUGAGGUGCACCUGCCUGGAGAUUUCCAGGACUGAACCUGGGACCGUCUGCAUGCCAAGCAGGUGCUUAUAAUCCAUGCAGGCAGAAUGAUGCCCCUUUGGCAGAAGAGAUAGCAGCUUGCCAGUAGCAAGAUGGAGGAUUCCGGUGGCGGAAUUCCCAGGGACUCGGUCUGCAGUGCUCACUGUGCCCACUCAGAAGCAAAUCCCAUUAAAUUCAAUGGGACAUAUGUUCAAGGAGGUGGGGUUAGGACUGCAGCCUCAGUCUCUCAGCUGCUGUAUGAGGGUCAGGAAACCUGCAGCACUCUCCAAACGUUUCUGGACUUCAGCUCCCAUUAUCCCUGACCAUUGGCUGCGCUGGCUGGGGUUACUGGGAGCUGGAGUCCAAUAACAACUGGAGGGACAUAGUUUUCCCCAUCCUUAAAUGCUUCCUCUCCGAGGCUAAUUUACCGUAUUUUUUGCUCUGUAGGACGCACUUUUUCCCCUCCAAAAAUUAAGGGGAAAUGUGUGUGGGUCCUAUGGAGCGAAUGCAGGAUCCUUGGCUUCAGCGAUAGCAACGCGAAGCCUCCGAAGUGCAGAGGGAGCGCUCUCUACGUGCUCCGGAGGCUUCGCGUUGCUUUUGCUGAAGCCUGGAGAGUGAGAGGGGUCGGUGCGCACCGCCCCACUCGCUCGAGCUGUGCGCACCGACCCCUCUCGCUCUCGAGGCUUCGGGGAUAGCUGCCUGAAGCCUCCGGAGCACAGCGCGAGUUCCCGCUGCGCUCCACAGGCUUCAGGUUCCUUUUGCUGAAGCCGGGAGAGCAAGACUCUCCCGGCUUCAGCAGAGAGGGAGAGCUGCGCAGCGCCCCUUCAGCCAAGCAGGAGGAGAAAUGGAAGGGGCUCCGUUUCUCCUGCUGCUUUGCUGAAGGGCCGCUGAGCAGAGAGGGGGAGAAUAUUUUUUUCUUGUUCUCCCCCUCUAAAACAAGGUGCGUCCUAUAGAGCGAAAAAUACGGUAAUCCACAGUUGAGCCAUCAGAUCUGGGUCUACCUCCUCCAUGGAGGAUCUGAUUGUCAGACAAGACCAGGGGUCCGUAAACUUUUUCAGCAGGGGGCCUGUCCACUGUCCCUCAUACCUUGUGGGGGGGCAGACUAUAUUUUGGAAAAAAGGAAAAUGAACAAAUUCCUAUGCCCCACAAAUAACCCAGAGAUGCAUUUUAAAUAAAAGGACACAUUCUACUCAUGUAAGAACACGCUGAUUCCUGGACCGUCCACAGGCCGAAUUUAGAAGGUGAUUGGGCCAGUUCUGGCCCCCGGGCCUUAGGUUGCCUACCCAUGGACAAGACGACGUUUCCCUCUGAGCACAUUCGGAAAGUGUUUCUCUCAUCGUGGAACGAGCAGAGGGAGUUGACUCGUACCAAGUGUCAGAGCAGGUGUGGGGAACCUCUGGACCUCCAGAUGUUGCCAAUGGCCAUGGAUGAUGGGAGCUGUCAUUCAGGAACAUCUGGAGAGCCCACAUUUGGGAGAGUUUCCAUAAUGGAGUUUGUGGGGUGGGCCAAGUUGUCUGCUAACAUUUGAUGAUGGGCAUCCCGUUUUCCUAAAAAGCGAAGCACUGGGUUGCAGCAGAGCAGCCUGCUUCCUAGGCAUGCUUCUUCCAGGAGCAAGUCCCAUCACAUUGUGAAGUGUGGCUGGGACUGCAACCCUUCAAUGCCCUCCGCUGCCAAAUGUCUAACAUGAAGGCUGUAGGCACCAUCCCUGGCAGCUUUCACGCCUCUCCUCCUCCUCUUCCUCAGGCACCCAGGACAUCGUCUUUGGCGAAGUGGAUAGAUAAGCAUUGAGCCCCCUGGAGUGAACCACAGCGUCUCCUCACAGAGGGGGAUUCCCUCCUGAAUUGGCACCUCCCAGCAAGGACCGUUGAUGCACCGUCCUUCCUCUCUUUUGUUGGUGUCUCUCUGUGUACAGUCUUGUGUGGCCCUCCUUGCACUGCAGGCAGGGCUUAGCUAUAAUUAAACAAAAUGCUCUCAGCAAACUCAGGGUGUGUCUCUGUGUGUUUCUGAUGAGGAAUCUGCCAGCGGGGCCUCACCUCCGCCUCCCUCAGCUUCCUCUUCCUUUGCUUAAGGCUGAAGCUCUGAGUUCUCUUUUUCCCAUUCUCUCUGUCAGUGCUGGGCCUUUUAAAAAAAAAGCAAACGCAUACACACAGACAUCAUUUUGCUUUGCAGACGGAACAGGCUGCGUUCAACCCUCGGCAGCUCCAGAGAGAACAAACUGGUUGGGAGCCAGCCUGCAGCAGCUGGGCCUAAUUUGGCCAUGUUUAUUUCUUCAUUAUUUCCAUUUCUAUGCGACUUGCUGUCUGAAAAAUUCAUAUACAGUGGUACCUUGGUUUACGAACUCAAUUUGUUCCAGAAGUCCAUUCUUAAACCAAAGGUACGCUUUCCUAUAGAAAGUAAUACAAAAUGGAUUAAUCCUUUCCAGACUUUUAAAAACAACCCCUAAAUCAGCAAUUUAACAUGAAUUUUACUACCUAACGAGACCAUUGGUCCAUAAAGGUAAAGGGACCCCUGACCAUUAGGUCCAGUCGUGGCCGAUUCUGGGGUUGUGGCGCUCAUCUCGCUUUAUUGGCUGAGGCUUCCGGUUCAUGUGGCCAGCAUGACUAAGCCACUUCUGGCGAACCAGAGCAGUGCACGGAAACGCCGUUUGCCUUCCCACUGGAGCAGUACCUAUUUAUCUACUUGCACUUUGACGUGCUUUCGAACUGCUAGGUUGGCAGGAGCAGGGACCGAGCAACUGGAGCUCACCCUGUCACGGGGAUUUGAACCGCCGACCUUCUGAUCGGCAAGUCCUAGGCUCUGUGGUUUAACCCACAGCGCCACCUGCGUCAGCAAUAAUCAGUGUACUGUACUAUAAAAUAAGUGAAACAUUAUUGUAGAUGAUAAAAUGAAAAUCAAAAAAAUUUCUUACCUGC